CUUUUGCGGGAUGUCGAGGACAAGGAGAACGACAAGACAAAGAACGAUAAGAGAAAGCGAGACGGAUCUAUCGGCGACCAAGAUGAUUUUCCCUCUCCUAAGCUUAGGGACGAGGACACACAAUCGACCGCGGAAGAACCUCCACUAAGUGACAUCCUAGAUCUGGGUAAACACAAGGCUGAGGUUAACGCCAAGAAGAAGGUAGUUCAGGCUGAUCCGACAAAACUACAGACCUUAUCAGGGCUUCAGAGGUUUGAGAUGGAUGAUUGGAAAGACAUUAGGUAUGGCGAUACUCUUAGAGAAUUUUCAGCCUCACCGGGAUUCACAGAGCUCAAGGUCAACGAAGAGCUCUGCUACCUAGACAAAGGUAAGGACUAUCAACAGUCAACCGAGCGGUUGCUAGCAGGUCUAGCUAACGCAGUAUUGACGCAGGACAUAAUCGAAUGGGCUAACCAGUAUCCAUAUGGUAUAGGUUCUCAAGAUUUAAUAAACAUGUUUAUCCUAAACUUUGGGGAAAAAUCGGAAACCUUCCGUAAUUCUGAAAAGAUGUUACAGAUAAUUUGCGGAAAGAGGGCCUCUUAUAUUGAAGCGAGACGAGAGAGGAUAAUUAAUGAGGCACCGAACAAACAGGUUCAAGGAGCGCUGAAGAGAAUUCCUCUUAGUCCUGAGUACCUUUUCGGUAAGGAAAAGCUUUCCUCCUUAAUUACUUCUUUAGGAGUCGCGCAGACCUGGUUUAAAAAGCCGGCACACAGCAGUGGUAAGCAGAGCGGCUCUAACAGUUUUAGCAGGAUUCCAAGACGUGAUAACUCCUACACACUGAGAGCUUCUCAAACAUCAACUAGUAGACUUGACCAGGCCAGGCCACAGUACAGAAAAAUAUUCACCAAGAAGGAUUCAGCCAAGCUUAAGCAGUCGAAUACAUUUCGUAAGAAAGACAGCAGGUGA
Molecule: messenger RNA, 945 nt
Organism: Cotesia glomerata
Lineage: Eukaryota; Metazoa; Arthropoda; Insecta; Hymenoptera; Braconidae
Exons: 2
Coding region: 259-945 (228 amino acids)
Source: RefSeq, a predicted model, not a curated record